This is a messenger RNA of Prorocentrum cordatum, 2913 nucleotides long. The record is from the annotation of a GenBank genome assembly. Lineage: Eukaryota; Dinophyceae; Prorocentrales; Prorocentraceae.
AUGCCGCCGCGACCCAAGGGCAAGGCUAAGGCCAAGCCGGCCGCUGUCGCUCCCCCCAACCUCAACUCGAACACGCCGAUCUACUCCGACUUCGAGACGAAGCUGGCCAAGAUCAAGGCGCACCCGCUCUUAGCGAACAUCGAGGAUGAGUCCGUGCUGACCAUCCCGCAGGGCGGCAGGAUGGCUCCUUUCGACGCGCAGAACUACAAGACGUGCAUGGAGCAGAACAGCGAGUAUCAGUGCGCAGGCAACUUCUUUUGGCAGAACGUGAUGGUAUCACCUACGCCGUCUGUCACCAUCCUCAAGCAGAAUAUCCGCGACGUCGGCAAUAUGAACUACCCCGACCCCUCGCAGCCAGUGCGCUUCAUCCCUCACACGAUCAACAUCGGCAUCCCUUCCGUCGACUUCGACCCGACGGCGCACAUGGGGGGCCUCUCGCGCAUCUCGCCGUGCGAGUACGUGCUCGCAGCGAUCGACCGCUGCUCCAUGGCAAUCGACGCUGAAGCUGAUGAUGCUACGAUCUUGAGCUGGAAGGCGUCUUUCCGUUCGUGUCACUUCAUCUUCAAGGCUAGGGACUGCCUGGCCCAAGCUGGGAUGGGCCAGGGCUGGCCUUGGCGUUGGUUUGGGUCGGCCCCGAAGUUGAUCGACAUUGAAAACAUCCGUUUCGAGUCGAUGAACCUCCGCGAGAAGGCCAUCGGCGACGCAGCAACAGUCACAUGGACAGCCCUGCAGAAAGUGCAGAUAGUCAUGAACGAGGCCGCGAGGAUGCAACACCCCAGUGCCAAAAAGGUUGCUGCUCAGUUCGAGAAGAGGGUUAACUUCGCUCCCAGCUCUGAAAAGUUCGCUGAAGGAUUCGUGGACGCGGCGAUGACCAUCAACAACAGGAUGCUGAGCAUCCCGGCAUGCAGGGUGCUGCUGACCAAACUCGACAACGACAUGGGCACCAACGGCCCUCUGAACUCGGUCUACAAGCUCCAAGCGAUCGUGUCUAAAGGCCGGACGUCGGCCGCCAUCGAGAACAUCACUACCUACCUGGUGUUUGGGUUCGAGUGCGGCCACUACGAGAUCGAAGACCUAUCCGUGAGCAAGCUGCGCAAUGGCCAAGUGGAGCUGAUGAUACUCAAGAGGAGCAUGCUGUCCUACUUCAUGGACGUGUCGUUUCACGAGCUGGGCUUCCCGCCCGACGACGUCAGCCUGAUCCGGCGCAGCUACCAGGACACGGAUGCGGUCAAGGCCUGGGCCAAGGCCCCCACAAACGAGAGGCAGCCAGAUCUCUUCUGGAAGGCUAGCCUUUGCAAGCCCUCGAACCUCUUCAGCGAGUUCAUUGAGAGCAUGGUGUACGACGUCAAGUACGACGCCAACCUGAAGCACGCCUUGAAGUAUAGCAAGACGCCGCAAAAUAUCCUCAGCGACUACCAGGGAAUCAAGGAGACCUACAACGAUAUCCUGACGGAACUCGAGAAGUUCAACGCGCAGAGGGCGGUCAGCGGCUCCGACCCCAGGGGCAGGGUCGCCGAUGCCCCCGAGGAAGCGGAGCCAGAGACACUCGACACCAAGGAGCGGCUGGGCAAGCAGCUGGGCGAAGUCAAGGAUGCGAUUGACGCCGCAGUGGCCGAGGACGCCAAUCACUGGCGCGCCGCGGCGCACAAGACCGUGUCGCAGCAGGUCAAGCUGGUGGUGCAUUCGCAGCCAGACACGAUGCAGCAGUACGUCAAGGAGUGCUCCAUUAGCCAGACCAAGGGCGACCUCGACGGGCUCGUGGCGUAUCAUUUCGACUCGAAGCUCGCAGGUGAGGCCAUCACGAACCCUCAGGUCCGCACGUGCCCGCUGCAGGAGAAGCCAUACUGCCUCCUCGUGCAGACCGUGCUCGCCGGUCGCGCGCCGCCCACUGAGAAGGAGCCUGGCCUCAACCCCGGAGAGAUCGCGCUCCUCAUCGAUGGCGGCAAGUCUGGGAACAAGCGGCCCCUCCUCAAGCCCUGGCGUCCGGUGGCAGGCGAUGAGGACGAGGACGCUGACAUGGACGACGAGGCCGCGCCGACGGCAGCCUUCAAGACGCGCCAGGUCAACCUCAUCAAGAACGAGGCCAGCGUCCGCGCUCGGCGGGUGCGAGCCGUGGCGCGGGGGGCUGGCUCUAUCCCGCAGCUAGAGGCCAUGCACAUCUGCGGGACGGACAUGUCCCUUCCGGAGCAGUCGUGGGGCGAAGGCUUCGAGGGGACGAACAAAGGCACGGCCAUCGCCCCGAUCGUAGUGGACGCCAUCGAGAACGAUUGGACUGAGACGGUGAAGAUGAAGAGGGAGAUCUACGGCAACUUCCGCGUCGCCGUGGGGAACACGGACCCUGGCCAGCCCGACAAGAGGGUGAUCAGGAAGGACACUGACAAAGAGCCAGUGUGCUUCGGGACGCUGCCGAUUAAAUUCUACACGGCCAUCCUGACCGGCUACAUGAUCAAGACGGUGAUCGACCUCACCGUGGGCACGGGCGCUUUCGCCCAGGCGUGCUUGCUGAAGCGCUGCGGGCACGCCAAGGUCAGCUACUUCGGGAUCUGUCUGUCGGAGGCGCACAUGAACGCCGUCCGCGAGCGCCUCGUGUAUUUCGUGCUCAACCAGAUGAUGACUGAGGGAUCGCCCCUCUACAUUGCGAAGUGCGCGGAGGCCCUGAUGCCCACGACCCCAAAGAAAGGAGAGAAGCCGGCUGGCAGCAGCAAGGACUCCCCGCCGAAAGGCGGCGGCGGCGCCAGCGCCGCGGGCUCCAAGGACACCACCAAGAGCGGCGAGCGCAAGGGCGAUACCGGCGACAGUAAGGACUCCAAGAGCACCAAGAAAAGCAAGAAGGGCAAGAAGACGGAGGGCGACGCCUCGUCAUGGGACAUGUCGGAUGAUGGCUGUGUUGCUGAGGGUCUGGAUGAUGAGUGA